AUGGUGAAUGUCAAUUUCCCAAGGCCAGACCAACUUAGGCAAAGGUUGAACUUGUGUGGCUCAGCAAAGGCUGCGGCAGAAAGAAGGGCAAGGGAGUUUCCGGCAGACCCUAAGGCAAGGGGCAAAGCUAAAAUGUACCCUGAGGUGGCCAAGGUUCCUGAGACAAAAUUUUCAACUAAGGAAGAACCUCCAAAGGCCAUUAUCCUAUGCAGUUGA
This is a messenger RNA of Prunus armeniaca (apricot), 216 nucleotides long. NCBI's taxonomy places the organism in Eukaryota, Viridiplantae, Streptophyta, Magnoliopsida, Rosales, Rosaceae. The record is from the annotation of a GenBank genome assembly.